ACCACGUGUGUCGCUGUGCUCGGUCUGUGUUUACGCAGACAUGGCGGGUCUCGAGUUGCUCUCGGACGAGGGCUACCGUCUGGACGGGAGAAAGGCGACGGAGCUGCGGAAGCUGCAGGCUCGGAUGGACGUGUUUUCGCAGGCGGACGGCUCGGCGUACAUAGAGCAGGGCAACACCAAGGUCCUCGCCGUCGUGUACGGUCCUCAUGAGGUCCGAGGCUCACGCAGUAGGAUCCUUCAUGACCGAGCCAUCAUCAACUGCCAGUACAGCAUGGCCACAUUCAGCACAGCAGAGAGGAAGAAAAGACCCCAUGGGGACCGCAAGUCCACUGAGAUGAGCCUCCACCUCAAGCAGACGUUUGAGGCGGCUGUGCUGACCCAGCUCUACCCACGCUCUCAAAUAGACAUCUAUGUCAAGAUUUUGCAGUCCGAUGGUGGGAACUACAGCGUGUGUGUGAAUGCCGCCACACUUGCAGUGAUUGAUGCCGGUAUUCCCAUGCGGGAUUACGUGUGCGCCUGCACAGUUGGGUUUGUUGACGAGACACCCCUGGCGGACCUAAGCUAUGUGGAGGAGAGUGGAGGAGUCAGUUCUUUGGCCCUAGCGCUAUUGCCUCAUGGGGGACAGAUCGCUCUGCUGCAGAUGGAUGCCAGGCUACACCAGGAUCACCUAGAGACUCUGAUGGAGGCAGCCAUGACUGCAUGUAAAGGCGUGAGCAAAGUCCUGGAUGCGGUGGUGCGACAACAUCUCCAAGAGUUGUCGGCGCUCACUGCCAAGUGACGCGGGAUGGAGAGAGAGAGAGAAGUCAGGUCCAUUUUAAAAGCGUUGGAGUCGUGUUGUUUUUGCAGGCUGAGAAUGGUUAUUGGAUAUAAACGCUUUUUUUUUUUUUUUACUGUAUCCAUGUUAAUCAUUGAGUGUGUACUUUGUGAGGUAAAUUAAAAAAAAAU
Molecule: messenger RNA, 945 nt
Organism: Lampris incognitus (smalleye Pacific opah)
Lineage: Eukaryota; Metazoa; Chordata; Actinopteri; Lampriformes; Lampridae
Gene: exosc4
Product: exosome component 4
Exons: 3
Coding region: 41-778 (245 amino acids)
Biological process (GO): U4 snRNA 3'-end processing; nuclear mRNA surveillance; rRNA catabolic process
Cellular component (GO): nuclear exosome (RNase complex); cytoplasmic exosome (RNase complex); nucleolus
Source: RefSeq, a predicted model, not a curated record